This is a messenger RNA of Carica papaya (papaya), 2381 nucleotides long. It is a transcript of the gene PUX2, whose product is annotated as plant UBX domain-containing protein 2. NCBI's taxonomy places the organism in Eukaryota, Viridiplantae, Streptophyta, Magnoliopsida, Brassicales, Caricaceae. Gene Ontology annotation, molecular function: protein binding. Gene Ontology annotation, biological process: defense response to fungus. The record is from RefSeq and is a predicted model, not a curated record.
CUUUCGUUCUAAAAAAAAUUAGUGUUUAAGUGGUGAUUUGAUUGAAAGAAAUGAAGCAAUUUGAAAAUAAUUGAAAAAUAUUUGGCUAUUUAUUUAUCUUUAGGAUCGAGAAUUGGAUUGAUAUAAUUCUCUGAUCCGGACUGAAAUUUUAACUGCUCUUAACUUGAACCUUCUUUUAAAGUAAUAAGGAGUCUUCUGUUCAAAAUCUUGUUUGUGAGAAAACCUGAUUAUAUAUGUGGAGUAUUUUUAUUUACGUCGCAGUAGCCGUCUCUAAUAAAAGGAAUAAUUCCAACCGGUAAUUACACCGUAUAUUACGACAACAGUCUUGCAAAAACAAAAUCCCUACUUUCACCAAGUCAACCAUUUUUUUAUCAUCCUCCAUUCCCAUAUUUGUUUCUUUAUAAUUUAUUAUAUCAACUCCUUCCGCCCAGAACAACUAAUAUCCUUACUAUCUUUCUUCUCUCAAUCCUUUUGUUCCUUUCUUGAUUUCACGUCUUUCUCCGUUUCAACCUCAGAAGAAUACCCUGUUGAAAACUAUAAUAGAUCUCUCGAAAUAGCGAGGAAAGUAAUUGCUCCAUCCCCUGAAAGCUCCUUUUUAUUGGAUCGCUCAGAACAAUCAAGCAUCGGGUUCUUCAUUAGGACCUUCAUUUUUCCGGCUUUUCUUGUUCACUUCUUGGAUUCUUGCUGCUAACUGUUGGUAUUUCCUCUUGGGUUGGAGAAAUGGAUGACAUGAAAGAUAAGGUCAAGGGUUUCAUGAAGAAAGUCAACAAUCCAUUUACUUCAUCGUCUUCGGGUAAAUUCAAGGGCCAAAGUAGAGUCUUGGGCUCUGCUUCAUCUGGACCCGUUAACCCGAUUCCUGCCCGCUACAGCCACCCACAAACUCACGCUCCACAGCGGAACCCUUCGUCUUCUUCUUCUUCGUCGGUCGCACCUACAAAUUCUAAACCUUUGCCGCAAAAACCUCUCAAUUCUGACCAGAACAAACACAGUUCCACAAAUAGUCCGGACCCAGAUCGAAAACCGGCAAACGGGUUUGAUCCAUAUGAUUCAUUGAUAACUUCAGGAAAGAGAUCCCAAAAUGGGUAUUCUUUGAAUGUCUUCGAAUGCCCAGUUUGCGGGAUUUCUUACAGGUCUGAGGAAGAGGUAUCUGCACAUGUAGAGAGCUGUCUCAAUAGUAACUCAGCGGACAAAAAUGGCGAUGCUGAUGUUUCGAGAUUGGCUGAUGAUGGGUCGGAGACGAAGACUGAAGUGGAGGCUUGUGUUCGUGCAUUUCUUUCGGGUAACCCACCAGAAGGGUCAGUCGAUGUGAUUCUCAGAUUGUUGAGGAACAUAGUCAAGGAACCAGAGAAUCCAAAGUUUAGAAAGAUUAGAAUGAGUAAUCCUAAGAUAAGGGAGGCUAUUGGUGAGGUUGGAGGAGCUGUUGAGCUGUUGGAGUUUCUAGGAUUUGAAUUGAAAGAGGAAGGUGGGGAGAUAUGUUCAAUGAUGGGGGCUCCUAGUGAGAAAGGCAUUAGCUUAAUUAGCAAAGCAAUAGCAUUGUUAGAACCGAGAAAGACAGAGGAAGAGCCUAAAAAGACUGAGAAUUUUAAAUCUGCAACUCCAGCAAACUCAGAAGAAGUGGUUCAGCUGAAGAAGGCAAACCGACAGAUCCGCAUAUUCUUUUCUGUGCCUGAAAGUGUAGCAGCAAAAAUUGAGUUGCCAGAUUCUUUUUACAACCUCUCAGCUGAAGAGCUGAAGAGAGAGGCCGAUACGAGGAAGAAAAAGAUUGCUGAGUCUCAGCUUUUGAUCCCUAAAUCAUACAAGGAAAAGCAGGCUAAAGCUGCUAGGAAAAGGUACACGAAGACUGUCAUACGUGUCCAGUUUCCUGACGGAGUGGUGCUCCAAGGAAUUUUCUUCCCUUGGGAGCCAACCAGUGCUCUGUAUGAGUUUGUGAGCUCAGCACUGAAAGAACCGGGUUUGGAGUUCGAGCUGCUAGAUCCCGUAUUGGUAAGACGGAAAGUGAUCCCUUCCUUUCCUGCACCAGGAGAGAAAGCCAGAACACUAGAUGAUGAGGAUUUGGUUCCCUCUGCGCUUAUCAAAUUUAGACCUAUUGAAUCAGAUUCGAUUCUUUUCACAGGGCUCUCCAAUGAACUUCUGGAAAUUAUUGAACCUCUUGAUUCAGCUGCUGUUAGAGUGUAAACCUCAAUAGGGCAUUAGAAUGCCAGCUUAUGUGCUUGUCUUUCCUGUUUUAAUCUUUUUAAAAAUAUAUUUUUUUUUUCUGCUGUAAAUUCACUUUUUUUGUUCUUUUUUUCUUCUCAUUGUGAGUUCUUUGAGCAGGCUUCCAAGUCUUAAUUUAUGAUAAAUGGAUUUUGUAGUUUACAUAUAUAUAUAUAUAUAUGGGUGUA